AUGGAUAGAUUCCAAACAAAAAGAAAAACCUAUAGUUACAAUGGAUAUAGUAAUAAUGACUAUGGAUACUACAAUAAUAAUUGUAGUAAUGUAAAUUACAAUAACGAUAUUCAUUAUAAAAAUAAUAACUAUAAUAAUAAUAACAAUAAUAAUAAUAGUAAUAGUGGUAAUAACUUUAAUAAUAAUAAUAAUAAUAAUAAUAAUAAUAAUAAUAAUAAUAAUAAUAAUAAUAAUAAUAAUAAUAAUAAUAAUAAUUACACAUAUGGUAAUAAUAAUAAUAAUAAUAGUAAUAAUAAUAAUAAUAAUAUUAACAAUAAUGGUAAUAGUAAUAAUAAUAAUAAUAAUAGUAAUGGAAGUGAAAAUAAUUAUUUUCAAUCAGAGAACCAAUCAAAUAAAGAUCAAAAUAGUUAUUUUAAUAGUUCAUAUUUACGAAAUCCGGUCGAUAACUAUAAUCAUAAUAAUAAUAAUCAUAAUAAUAACGCUUUUGAUAACAAUAAUUAUAAUACCCAAAAUUUGGGUGACUAUAGUUAUAAAAAUGAUGGCUAUAAUAAUGACAAUAAUAAUAAUGAUAACAACAACUCUUAUGGAGACACUGAUAGAGAAAAAUAUAGUAUAGAGAAAAUAUGUAACGAAAAUGAUUACGAUAGUGUUAAUAAUAAUAAUAAUAAUCGCAACUAUAGUAAUAGUUAUAAUAAUAAUAAUUAUAAUGAUGGUAAUAAUAAUUAUAAUAGCAAUAAUUAUAAUUAUAAUAAUAAUAAUAAUAAUAAUAAUAAUAUUAAUAAUAAUAAUAAUAGCAAUAGCAAUAGCAAUAGCAAUAGCAAUAGCAAUAGCAAUAGCAAUAGCAAUAGCAAUAGCAAUAAUAACAACUAUAAUAAUUAUGGUUAUAAUAAUCAUAAAUCAAACAAUGGAGGAAAUAGAUAUAGUGAUGAUGACGACAAUGUAUUUAAUAAUAAUAAUAAUAAUAAUAAUAAUAAUAACAAUAAUUAUAAUAAUUAUAAUAGUAAUAAUAACUACAACAAUGAUUAUGACUAUAAUGAUGGUAAGAGAGCUAAUAUCUAUAGUAGAAACAAUAGCAACAAUAAUAACAAUAGCAAGUCGGGUAAUAAUAAUAGUAACAACUAUAACCAUAAUAAUAGUAAUAAUAAUGGUGGUUAUAAUAAUUACAAUAAUGGCUAUAACAACUAUAACAAUAAUAAUAGUAAUAAUAGCAAUCACAAUAGUUCGUAUAAUAAUAACAAUAAUAAUAAUUAUAAUAAUAAUAAUAAUAAUAAUAAUAAUAAUAAUAAUAAUAAUAAUAAUAAUAAUAAUAAUAAUAAUAAUAAUAAUAAUAAUAAUAAUAAUAAUAAUAAUAAUAAUAAUAAUAAUAAUAAUAAUAAUAAUAAUAAUAAUAAUAAUAAUAAUAAUAUUAGUAAUAAUAGUAAUAACAACAAUUUUAACUAUAACAAUGAUAAUGAUAGGAAUAAUAGUAAUGGUAAUUAUAACAAUAAUAGUAGUAAUAUUAACAACAACAAUAAUAAUAAUAAUAAUAGCAAUAGUUAUCAUAACAGUUGUAUUAGCUAUAGUAAUGGAGGCAGCAAUAGUAAAAACUCAAAUAAAAACAAUUACAAUAAUCAGCAAAGCAAUGCAAAUGGUAACCACGUUGGAAAUAGUAAAAAUAAUGAAAGCUGUAACAAUACCAAUACAAAUAUAGAAAAAUCAAAUAAAUCAAUGUGGGACGAUGAAAAUGAUUAUUAUAAAGUUCAAGUUGGUGAAUACCUUAACAAUAGAUAUAAAGUUUUAUGUACAGUUGGGUCAGGUACAUUUAGUACUGUAGUCGAAUGUUGGGAUACCAAUUCAAGUGGCCAAGUAGCAAUUAAAAUUGUUAGAUCUGCUAAAAAGUAUACAGAAGAUGCCCUCGUUGAAAUUGACAUAUUAAGAAAUUUAGAAAAAACUGGAAAUUCAAAUGGAAAAUAUCUUAGUCAUUGUAUUAGAUUAUUAGAUUCAUUUUUAUUUAAAGAUCACAUUUGUUUAGUAUUUAAAAGGUAUGGACUUAGUCUUUAUGAAUUUUUGAAAAAGAAUAGAUAUAGACCACUUCCUUUAUCUCAAAUUCAAAAUAUUAGUAAACAAUUGUUAACUGCAAUUUAUUCAAUGCAUAAAUUAUCAUUAGUUCAUACAGAUUUAAAACCAGAGAAUAUUUUAUUAGAGUCAUCAAGAUUUACAUACUUUGAUAAUUCAAUACCAUUACAAUUUAAAAAUUCCAUUGAUACAACAUCAAAUAAUUCAGUGGAUCAUUAUUGCCAUUUAGUUGAUACUGACAUUGUGGUUAUUGAUUUUGGUGGUGCAACAUUUGAAAAUACUCAUCAUACUGCUAUCGUUUGUAGUAGACCUUAUAGACCACCAGAGAUUAUCUUGGGAAUGGGUUGGAGUUAUCCAUGUGAUAUUUGGGGUGUUGGUUGUAUAUUGGUUGAGUUGUAUUUAGGUUAUACUUUAUUCGAUACUCAUAAUAAUGUACAACAUUUAGCAAUGAUGGAGAAAGUAAUGGGACCAUUUCCAAAUUCAAUGUCAAAUGUUUCAAAAAAAUACUUUAAUGAUUAUGGUACAUUAAAUAGACCUCAAAAUUCUGAUGAAAUUAAGUCAAUGGAAAGAGUUGAAGGUUUAAAACAAUUAAAAGAAUAUUUCCAUCCUUGUCAUGAUUCAUUUUUUGAUUUAGCAAGUCGUUUAUUAGAAUAUCAACCAUCAAAAAGAAUUUCUGCUUCAGAUGCACUUUCUCAUCCAUUCUUAUUUGAAACAAUUGAAAAUGAUUGUUUUGGUCCAAUUUAA
Molecule: messenger RNA, 2799 nt
Organism: Dictyostelium discoideum AX4
Lineage: Eukaryota; Evosea; Eumycetozoa; Dictyosteliales; Dictyosteliaceae
Gene: clkA
Exons: 5
Coding region: 1-2799 (932 amino acids)
Molecular function (GO): protein kinase activity; protein serine kinase activity; ATP binding
Source: RefSeq, a predicted model, not a curated record